Molecule: messenger RNA, 766 nt
Organism: Salvelinus sp. IW2-2015
Lineage: Eukaryota; Metazoa; Chordata; Actinopteri; Salmoniformes; Salmonidae
Source: RefSeq, a predicted model, not a curated record
AUGACAAUACUGACUCCUGUGAACAACAGUGUUGGUCGGAUAGAGGCCACCGACAUUGAUUCUGAGCCACUGUACUAUCGUUUAGAGCCAGCCACGCAGACUGAUCUUGACUUCAUGGUUUCCCUCUGGAAUGAAGGCAGCAUCUUCCAGAUCGACGAGGAGACGGGGAACAUCUCCAUGGCCAAAGCGGCAGACAUAGCAGGCCCAAUAACCCUCACUGUCCUGGCCUCCCAGGUCACCAACAGGGACCAGUUUGCGGUGACUCAGGUCACCAUCGAGGUGCUGAGGAAGAGCAGGAACCCUCCGCGGUUUGAGAAGGAGCGUUAUGAAGGAUACAUCUACAGUAACUCAGUCCCAGAGACCAUGAUCCUACGAGACAGAACCUCCAACAGACCGUUCAGGGUCAGGGCCAGAGACGAGGACUUUGCCACCGGUGUAAACCCAGACAUGAGAUAUGAGGUGCAGUACAGCAGUUAUGUCAACGUGACAACUGAAGGGUUUGUUCUUCUCAAAAGGAUAGUGAAGACAGAGUCCUUCGCUCUGCAGAUUCGUGCUAUGGACCUGUCUACAGGGGAGUUUGGUACAGCGGCCCUCUCUGUCCUGGUUAUACCAGCUGUGGCGGUUCCUUUGCCCUCGGGGGCAGGGUACCGGGCGGGGACAUGGCUCUGCUAGGAUUGGUCAUGGCAGCCAUCUUGGUUUCUCUGCUUCAUCGUGAUUGGCUUCCUGAUCUCCCGCCUGAAGAAAGGAGGCGCAACCUGGAUAAGUA